AUGCAGCUUCCCCAUGAAUUUAAUGAAAGUGGAUGUCUAAUUCUCUUUGCCAUCCUGCAUCAGCUGGUGGCAACCUGCCCUCCGUCUUGUGUGGUGUGCACCAAAGAUGUGACCCUCUGUCAGCAGCUACCCUAUAUCUUAGCAGUCCCCACGACCACGAGGGUUUUGAUAAUCACCGAUGGACACCUCUCCUCUGUAGAGAGUGCAAAUUUGUCUCUUUUGUUUAAUCUUGCCCUGCUCUCCCUGAGCAGAAACGGUAUCAAGGACAUUCAAGGUGAGGCCCUGUAUGGGCUGACUCAGUUGAGGACGUUGUUGUUGGGGCACAACUGCAUAUCCAGCUCCUCUCUGGCUGACAACACCUUCAGCAAGCUCCUCCACCUGCAGGUGCUGGUGCUCAGCAACAAUGCUCUGCGCACCUUGCGAGGAGCCUGGUUCCGAGACACCAGGGCCCUGACCCGGCUCCAGCUGGACGGCAAUCAGAUUACUAAUCUCACAAACAGUUCUUUUGGAGGCGCGGAUCUCCACAGUCUCAGGCACCUGGAUUUAUCUAACAAUUUCAUCUCCUACAUUGAGAAAGAUGCUUUCUGGCCCCUGCCUCAACUACAGGAAGUGGACCUUUCUCGAAAUAGGUUGGCCCAUAUGCCGGAUGUUUUUACUCCGCUGAAGCAGUUAAGCCUUCUGAGCUUAGAUAAGAACCAGUGGAGUUGCACCUGUGAUCUGCAGCCAUUGGCCCACUUUUUAAGGAACUACAUCAAGUCUUCUGCUCACACAUUGAGAAACACCAUGGACAUACACUGCCAGCCAUCCCUUCCAUCUGCGGCUGCCAAAAGCGUGCUGAGGCUGUCUGAGACCAACUGUGACUCCAAGGCUCCCAACCUCACUCUGGUUCUGAAGGACAGGCGUCCUCUCCUCCCAGGGCAGGAUGUGGCCCUGCUGACGGUGCUUGGCUUUGCAGGAGCUGUUGGUCUCACUUGUCUAGGUUUAGUUAUAUUUAACUGGAAACUCCGACAAGGCAAAGCAAAUGAACACACAUCAGAAAACCUUUGUUGCAGAACCUUCCAUGAAUCCCUGUGUGCUCAUGAAGCAAGAAAUUACCACUCUAAAGGAUACUGUAGCUGCCACUUAACUCAGGAAAACGAGAUAAAGGUCAUGUCCAUUGUGGGACCUGGAAAGGAAAUGCCACUUUUACAGGAAAACAGCCAUCAAGCAACAUUGGCCUCUGAGUCCGCAGCCCUUGAUGGAUCAUUUCGAAACCUGAAAGGGAAAGACCGAGGGGUAGACAGUGCUUUCUUGUGCCUGGAUAGUAGAUUGCUGCAGUCGGGAUGCUCAGAGCCUCCUGGGAAAAGGGCAGCUUUUAACGAUGCAGGUUUAGUUACAAGAUACUGUCCAACGAGCGUUGAAAAGCUGAGGAGUCUUAAGCAUGGAGCAGUCCAAUCUCAAACACUGCCACAGCUUGUCACAAGAACAAUAGAUAUCAGCAGUGACACAUUUAGAAGAAGGUAUGCAACAUCCGCUUCAGCUUUGGCAAGGGAACGACUUGAAAAGCAUUUAACAAAUGAAUCAUGGCAGCCUCCAAUAGAAAAAGAAGACAAUGGCUUACAACCUCACAGGAAGAGACAUUUUAUUACAAGCUCAACAUCCAAGCCUCGUGUGCCUGAGGAACACCAUGUACAAAAGAUCUUACACAAACAGAGAUCAAAAUAUGAUGACCCGUAUAAACCAUUAAAACAGAACAAGACUCAGUAUUUCCAACCAAACAAUACCCUAUCCUGUAAAUAUGUGCUGUGUGAUCAAUUUCAGGAUUAUAUGAAAGAAACAAAGCUAAAUUGUAGCAAACCCUCAAAGUGUGAGGCAGAACAAAUCCAAAUUAAUAGUGCUAUAGAAAAAUUCCUUAAGAAUGAAGAUAGCAUAGAUUUUUCAAAGUCAUCAACAAAAAUCCAGAAAACAUACUCCCCAAAGAAGGUUAAUAUCUGGGAUCCUGAUUUAGUAGGAAAAGCAUCAACCCACUGGCCACAGCAGCAAAGUCAUGGAAACCAACUCAUCAACUUGGAUCUCAAGAAGUAUAGCAACCGUAGGGACAAACACAAAGGAGGAAAAUGGCUUGCUGACUCGCAGAUUCUGAAAAAGGAGAGAAGCAAGCAACUGGAUCUCAAAGGCAAAAUUAAAAGACAAAAUUUAAGGUUAAAAUUAAAUUUACACCCUUUCAGAAAAGUCAGAGUCCAUCCAGAAAAAUCCUUACCAGAGCUCCCAAGGAAACGUAAACAAGUGUCUGUACCUCAUAAAAAAUUACUUAAAACUUCUGAGCAAAAAACCAGAAUAAACCCUGUAUCUUCUACAGAUUUCCCUCAACAGCCAGAGGGUAGCAGCUGUGUUAAAUGCACUUCACAAAGGCUGAUCUUCAAACAUGCCUCAAAGCAGACACCACUGUACAAAAGGAGCAGUAAAAGUGCCCCUCCCCUCAGCACUAAGAUGCUGUCUGCUGGCAAACAGAGCUCUCUAAAGGAUGACUGUUACCUGUCUGGUCUUUUUCCGAAUGCAAAUGUACCCGUCUUGCCCCAGCCUACACCUGCAGAAACUGAGGCGAACCCCUCACACUCUCAGUUCUCAACUGAACCAGAGAAACGUGCAACUCAGCUCCUACCGGAAGCUCCUAGUUAUUUGCCGGAUACUUUGGAAAAUGCAAGGAAUUACAUUUUACCACCUCAUCCUCCCAGUGGGAUAGGUGUCCACAGUGCAACAGAGCCCACUGAGCAUGUAGAGGAAAACAAAUCAAAGACCAGUGAACAAAACCAUUUUUCUGUGUCUCCAAGAAGCCAAACACAAAUACUAGAUGUCUACAAAACUGGCACCUACAACAAAGCACACCCAUUAGAUCAAACUCCAGUUGCACAACAUAUGGGGCAAAACUCUGACCAUAAACAAGUUGGAAAUGAACCAGAAACAUUAAUGACAAAGCCUGAAAGAUCACAUCCACUUAUGGAAAGUUCCUUUGUGGAUCACAAAGGAAAUAAUGUAGGAACAAAUCUGCCUGGCACAGAAAUUUCUGAUUCCUUGCACAUUUCUUGGACACAGUCCAAGCACAACCUACCAUUUAUGAUGACGAAGUCCAUUCCAGACGAAAAUACAAUAGAGCUUCCCAAGGAAAUCAAACCAUCUCUUGGUGGUCAAGCCAUCUGGCAUCUAACCAACGGUAGCAAAAAAGGAAUCGACCAAACAAAUACUUUGCCCAGAGAGGACGGCACUGAAGACCUAGAGAGAAAAAUACUAGAAACAGAAGAAGAAAAUAUACUCGAUGAAAGCAAGAUAACUUCUGGUAUGUUAAUUUGGACCACACAGAUGACUUUAAAAGGCCCCCCAAAAGAAAAGCAGCCAACUUGGGAAAAUGGAAGAAGCGAGAAACCUGCAUUAUGUGAUUCAAGCUCUGCUGAGGAGGCUGUUACAGUUCAGGAUUUGAGCAUCACAAGCUCCCAUGAUGCCAUAAAUGGAAUACUUCAUCGUGAAAUAGAUCCUGAGGCUAAGAGCAGUAUGCAUAAUUUGAAAGAAAUUCAAAAUAUUCAACUAGAUAAAGAUAACAGUGCACAUAGAGAUGGCAUAAUGAUAACAGAGACACAUGAAAUAAAAGAUAUUCAUUUUAAGGCACAAAAUGAGGUAUCUCUAAUUCCUAACAAAAUAAGUGAAGCUGAAAACUCUUCUCGCAGACCUGAACUCUACCCACCAUCUGCUGAGUAUGCUAAUACAUCACCUUUAGAAGCAGAACAGAGUGAAUAAAAUAACCCAAAUAAUCUUUUUCUACUUUAGCUCCCUUCAAAAAGGAUAGACAUUGCAUAGCCUUUACAUAUAUUUAAAAUGCAUUAUUCUGGAGAAUAAAUUCUCAGUAAUUCUUCAUUAUAAAUAAAAAAGAAAGUCGCAAAAAUCAAAGACAGGGCCACAGGAUAUAUUUGAUACAAUUAACUGAACAUACUUCUUGAAGGCAUGAGAAAAUGAGAAAGAAGAUGUGUCUAG
This is a messenger RNA of Chinchilla lanigera (long-tailed chinchilla), 4002 nucleotides long. RefSeq names its product leucine-rich repeat-containing protein 53 (gene Lrrc53). Gene Ontology annotation, molecular function: protein binding. Gene Ontology annotation, cellular component: plasma membrane. The record is from RefSeq and is a predicted model, not a curated record. Lineage: Eukaryota; Metazoa; Chordata; Mammalia; Rodentia; Chinchillidae.